Molecule: messenger RNA, 315 nt
Organism: Cylindrotheca closterium
Lineage: Eukaryota; Bacillariophyta; Bacillariophyceae; Bacillariales; Bacillariaceae
Source: the annotation of a GenBank genome assembly
AUGAUGCAGAUCAAGGCAAAAUUCGAAACUGAUAAAGGUCUGAACUUCAUCCAACAGUAUUACAUCAAUCAAGGUGAUGAUGGAAAAGAUGCUGUGUUUAAGGGAUUGAGACAAAUGCUCCUGAGAGAUUCUUUUACUCCCGAAUUUGUGAAAGACAUGACUGCGUCUGAGCGAAAGAAGGCCCAAUCAGCAAUGAUGUUACUCGCGGAAAAGCAAUUCGAAAAGACAAUUAAAGGUCGCCUAGUAUACCGAGGUGAUGGAACUCGUGAAUGGUUAUUGCGAGAGGACACUGCAAGUCCAACUGCUUCGCAAUAA